AUGGACGUCAACGAGGAGGCAAUGGCGGCACACAAGCGCGCCUUCCUCGACUUCCUCGACCAAGACGUCGGGAAGGGGGUUUACAUGCAGACCGUCCGCGACAUGGUCCAGAACAAGCGCCACCGCCUCAUCAUCGGCAUGGACGACCUCCGCAAUCACAACCUCGAUCUCGCCCGCAGGGUGAUUCGGAGCCCCGGGGAGUAUAUGCAGCCGGCGUCUGACGCGGUGUCGGAGGUGGCCAAGAACCUGGACCCCAAGUUUUUGAAGGAAGGGGAGCGCGUGAUGGUGGGCUUCUCGGGGCCGUUCGGGUUCCACAGGGUCACGCCCAGGGAUCUCAUGUCCUCCUUCAUCGGCACCAUGGUCUGUGUUGAGGGCAUCGUCACUAAAUGCUCAUUGGUAAGGCUGAAAGUUGUUAAGAGUGUUUACUUCUGCCCUGUGACCGUUGCUUUUCUGUCACGUGAAUACAGGGACAUCACUUCUUUUGUAGGCUUGCCGACUGGCUCUGUUUAUCCAACAAGGGAUGACAAUGGUAACUUGUUGGUCACUGAGUAUGGGAUGUGUGAAUACAAGGAUCACCAGACAUUGUCCAUGCAAGAAGUGCCUGAAAAUUCUGCACCUGGACAGCUCCCAAGAACUGUCGAUGUUAUUGUAGAAGAUGAUCUUGUGGAUUGUUGCAAACCCGGCGACCGUGUCUCAAUUGUUGGUGUAUACAAGGCUCUACCAGGGAAAAGCAAGGGUAGUGUUAGUGGCGUGUUCAGAACUGUCCUUAUUGCAAAUAAUGUGUCACUUCUUAACAAAGAGGCAAAUGCACCUGUCUAUACUCGGGAAGAUCUGAAGCGGAUGAAAGAAAUAUCAAGGAGAAAUGACACCUUCAACUUGCUGGGAAACUCACUUGCUCCAUCCAUAUAUGGUCAUCUAUGGAUAAAGAAGGCAGUAGUACUAUUGAUGCUUGGUGACGUUGAGAAGAAUCUAAAAAAUGGAACUCACUUGAGAGGAGAUAUAAACAUGAUGAUGGUGGGAGAUCCUUCAGUUGCCAAGUCCCAGCUCCUAAGAGCUGUCAUGAACAUUGCCCCUUUGGCUAUCUCAACAACUGGCAGGGGUUCAUCUGGUGUUGGUUUGACUGCUGCCGUGACUUCUGAUCAAGAGACUGGGGAAAGAAGGCUUGAAGCUGGUGCCAUGGUUCUUGCUGAUCGUGGUGCGUAUGAUCGUUCAUUGACGCCAACAAAGAAUAUUGGGCUUCCGGAUUCACUGCUCUCCCGUUUUGAUUUACUUUUUAUUGUUCUUGAUCAAAUGGAUCCUGAGAUUGAUUGGCAAAUUUCAGAACAUGUUGCACGAAUGCAUAGAUAUUGCACUGAUGAUGGAGGAGCAAGGUCUCUUGAUAAAGAGGGAUAUGCUGAAGAAUAUGAUGGUGAUGCUAAUGCAGCCAUUUUUGUUAAGUAUGAUAGAAUGCUCCAUGGUCAGGAUAGAAGAAGAGGCAAGAAAGCCAAGCAAGACAGGCUAACUGUCAAAUUUCUGAAGUAA
Molecule: messenger RNA, 1521 nt
Organism: Miscanthus lutarioriparius
Lineage: Eukaryota; Viridiplantae; Streptophyta; Magnoliopsida; Poales; Poaceae
Source: the annotation of a GenBank genome assembly